Messenger RNA from Papaver somniferum (opium poppy), 1761 nucleotides. Its product is annotated as MADS-box protein EJ2-like. The transcript has 7 exons. The record is from RefSeq and is a predicted model, not a curated record. Gene Ontology annotation, biological process: regulation of transcription by RNA polymerase II. Gene Ontology annotation, molecular function: protein dimerization activity; DNA-binding transcription factor activity, RNA polymerase II-specific; RNA polymerase II cis-regulatory region sequence-specific DNA binding. Bases 794 to 1735 code for a protein of 313 amino acids. Gene Ontology annotation, cellular component: nucleus. Lineage: Eukaryota; Viridiplantae; Streptophyta; Magnoliopsida; Ranunculales; Papaveraceae.
GAGACAUCUUUCAUUUUAUAGGAGAAAGAGCACUCUUUUGAAGAAAGCUCGUGAUCUAUCAUAUGAUUCUGAAAAUGAAGUUGCUCUUAUCAUAUUCUCCAGCGAAGGCAAACUCUCUGAGUUUUCUAGUACUUCAAGCUUUUGAUUUGAUACUAUUGGGAGGUCAUUAUGCGAUUAGAUUUUCUGGAUGGUAUGAAAGAUUUUGGUUAAAGACCAAAGGUUAUUAACCUUCGAGAGAUGUAUGUAUGUAUGUAGCUUGUUUGUGCUUUACCAUGUGAGGUGGACUUGGUUUGAUAUGCCUUCUAGCUAGUUUAUAAUCAUGUGUACUUUGACAACAUAUGAAGUUGUGGUGUGAUUUGUGUAAUACUAAGUUUUCGACGUAGUCUCGUAGUUUAUACGACACCCAACUUUUGGGAACAUUAUGUGAAAUUGUAGUUUCAUCUGUUCAAUUCAUUCUGUGUUUUAGUGACCCAUUGUUAAUCUGUGCCUGUGGUGGUGAUUAAUAGGCUAUAAACACUUAGUUCCAUCUUUCAUGACCAUUCACAUUCGAGUCACAUUAUUCAACAUUGUUUUUUUCAACUUUCAUCAUUUAUAAUGGAUUUUGAUUUUGAAUUACAAAUAGUACAAUUUAUAAUAGCGUUUACCCCUUCAUUUGUAGUUUAUGUAUUCAGUUAAAUUCUUGCAAUUAUCAGCUGAAUUUGUUUUGUUUAGUUUGAACUUUUCCAUUAAAAAAAUGGGGUUGGACCACAUCUUUUUUUUGUCAAUGCAGAUUAGUUGAUAUCAUUGUGUACUAAUGCAAUUAUGGGUUCGUCUUUCAAUUUAUAUUCGAUGUGUACUAAUGCUAUUAUGGUGUGGUCAGUUAAUGUUCUCUCGAUGGAAUCCUAUUGAUAGACGGACAAUCUUUCUGUGCUAUGUUUUAAAUUUUGUUAGUAUGUUGGAGACGCUGGAGAAGUAUGAAAGGAUCAAAGGUAUUUUACCUGUAUCAAGCGAGCCUGUCGUCAAUGACAUUGAGGAUGAAGCCCUCCAGGACUAUUUGCAGCUAAAAGCAAGAGCAGAGGUUCUACAACAAAAUUAUAGAAACUUGCAAGGGGAAGGUCUGGAAACAUUAAGGUUUGAGGAGCUCGAUCAACUUGAAAACCAAUUAGAGGUUACAUUAAAGCAGGUCAGAUCAGAAAAGACUCAAUCUAUGUUUGGACAUCUUGCCGAGCUUCAACAAAAGGAACAAAUGCAGCGGGAAGCUAAUAAGACCCUGAGUAAGAAGAUGGAAGAAGAUAAUGCAGAAACUGCACUACGAUUGUCAUGGAAAGUGGCUGAACAACAGAGGCAGCAGGGGAUGGACGAAGAUAAAGCAGAUAUGGCACUACAAUUGUCAUGGCACUACAAUUGUCAUGGCAAGCGGGUGAACAGCAAAGGCAGCAGCAGAUUGACAAAGAUAAGGCAGAAAUGGCACUACAAUUGUCAUGGAAAGCGGAUGAACAGCAAAGGCAGCAGCAGAUUGACAAAGAAAAGGCAGAAAUGGCAUUACAAUUGUCAUGGGAAGCGGAUGAACAGCAAAGGCAGCAGCAGAUUGACAAAGAUAAGGCAGAAAUGGCACUACAAUUGUCAUGGCAAGUUGAUGAACAGCAAAGGCAGCAGCAGAUUGACAAAGAUAAGGCAGAAAUGGCACUACAAUUGUCAUGGCAAGCGGAUGAACAGCAAAGGCAGCAGCAGAUUGACAAAGAUAAGGCAGAAAUGACACUACAAUUGUCAUGGCAAGCGGAU